Molecule: messenger RNA, 1392 nt
Organism: Sabethes cyaneus
Lineage: Eukaryota; Metazoa; Arthropoda; Insecta; Diptera; Culicidae
Exons: 7
Coding region: 1-1392 (463 amino acids)
Source: RefSeq, a predicted model, not a curated record
AUGAAGUCAAUCCUGUGUCUCGCUGCUUUGGUGGCCGUGGUAGUUGGUGCCACCGCAGUUCCAGCCCCUCGUGGUUUGAAGGAAGACUUUGAGGACUUCCUUGCCUUGGUUCCGGUCGAUGAACUAACAAAGCUGGCCUUAGAUUACUACAAAAACGAUAAAGAAGUACAGGAGGUCUUCGCUUACCUGCAAGGCAAGGAAUUUGCUGCCGUUUGGGAUCAGUUGUUUGCCCUAAAGGAGGUUAAGGAUCUGUUGAACUACCUGGAAGAUGCUGGACUACCGGUGUACGAUGCACUGAAUUUUGUUGCCGAUUUCCUGGGUCUGAAUCAUGUCAAGCCAAUGCACUUUAUUCGCAGCUUGAAAACCGGCGGACUUAAUGGAUUUUUCGAUGAAGCCCAAGCUCUGCUGCCCUUGGACAAGCUGAAGGCCUUAUUUGAGGAAAAACUGAAGACCAGCCCGGAGUUCAAAGCUCUGUUCGAAAAACUUCAGCAUGCUGAUUUUCAAAAGCUAGUGGAUUUCUACAAUAACUCCGUGGAAGCUCAAUCGCUAUUUCAAAUGCUGCGUGACCACGGUGUGGAUGUUGACAAAUUUGUCGAACUUGUGGCCGCAUUCUUCGGCUGGGGAAAUGUUGCUGUUGCUAACGAACACGCCGAUGAGAAACAUGGCAUUGAGCAGUAUAAAAGAUGUCGUUCGGUGACAGUUCAGUAUCAGUUUCACUUUUCACUAAUUGAAGUUCACUACAAACGAUUUUCACCAACCAUGAAACCAACUUUGGUUCUUGUUGCUCUGGUAGCAAUCAUCACCUGUGCCUCGGCAGUUCCGGCACCCCGUGGUCUACUGGAAGACUUCGAAGAUUUCGUGGCUUUAGUUCCGGUCGAUGAUCUGGCAAAGUUGGCUUUCAAUUACUACCAGAACGAUAAGGAUGUUCAGGACUUUUUCGCUUAUCUGCAAGGAAAGGAAUUCUCCACCGUUUGGGAUCAAUUUUUCGCGCUGCAUGAAGUAAAGGAUCUACUGCACUAUUUGAAUGAUGCUGGAGUGCCUGUGUAUGAGGGUUUGAAUUUCGUUGCUGAUUUCCUCGGACUAAACCACGUCAAGCCGGUGCGCGUCGUUCGUAGUUUGAGAACUGGUGGACUAUCUGGGUUCGUCAAUGAAGCUUUGGAACUGUUUCCUAAGGACAAGUUUGAAGCGCUGUUUGAGGAGAAGCUAAAGACCAGUCCGGAAUUUAAGGCUCUGUUUGAGAAGCUGCAGCGCUUUGAUUUCCAUAAGCUGGAGGAGUUCUAUAAUAACUCCAAAGAAGUGCAGUCUCUGUUUGCCAAGCUGAGAGAAUACGGUGUUGAUAUCGAUAAGUUCGUAGAGCUCGUCGCUGAUUUCUUUGGAUGGGGAAAACACUAA